Aureobasidium namibiae CBS 147.97 is the source of this 1464-nucleotide messenger RNA. RefSeq names its product Bystin-domain-containing protein. Bases 1 to 1464 code for a protein of 487 amino acids. Gene Ontology annotation, biological process: rRNA processing. The record is from RefSeq and is a predicted model, not a curated record. The transcript has 2 exons. Gene Ontology annotation, cellular component: nucleolus; preribosome, small subunit precursor; cytoplasm. Gene Ontology annotation, molecular function: snoRNA binding. NCBI's taxonomy places the organism in Eukaryota, Fungi, Ascomycota, Dothideomycetes, Dothideales, Saccotheciaceae.
AUGCCCAAAGCACCCGGAGGAGACGCACGUCAAAUGAGACGCCACAAUCCGCUGUCGGAAGACUACGCACCCUCGAACCCGCACAAGCAAAAAGCACCCAAGAGAAAAGGCCGCUCUAAUGCCGGCGACGACGACGAUGAACAACAAGCAUACAUCGAUUCCAAAGCCUCGAGGAAAAUUAUUGCGCUAGGACAGGACUUGACCGCCGAGGAGGAUGCAGAACUCGAGGCCCAAAGACCGAAAAACGCAUCAAAGUCGGCAUUUGAGUUUGAGAGAAGUCUGCGCGACGAGGAGGAUUCUGACGACGAGGCUGGUGGCAUCCCGGAAGAUGACGAGGCCUGGGGAGAUGAGGAGGAUGAGGAGGUAGAAGAGGUUGAAGUGGAUCCUGAGGAUUUGGCCAUGUUCAACAAGUUCAACCCGGAAUUCGAUCCUGCGACGCUGUUGGCACCUCAGGCUGACGAGGGAGAGAGCACCAACCUUGCAGACUUGAUUUUGGAAAAGAUUGCGCAGCACGAGAACAGUCAGGCCCAAGGACAGAUCAUCCGUGGUGGUGGUGCUCCCGAGGAUGCUAUUGAGCUGCCAGCCAAGGUUGUCGAGGUCUACACCCAAAUCGGCAUGAUGCUCUCACGAUUCCGCUCGGGCAAGCUCCCCAAGCCCUUCAAGAUCCUCCCCACCCUUCCCCAAUGGGACACUCUCCUCUCCAUCACCCGCCCGGACUCGUGGACGCCCAACGCAACCUACGAAGCCACCCGCCUCUUCACCUCCUCCCGCCCCGCCGUCGCCCAAGCCUUCAUCCACGACAUCCUCCUCGACCGCGUCCGCGACGACAUCCGCGAAACGAAAAAACUAAACGUCCACCUCUACAAGGCGUUGAAAAAGGCUCUCUACAAGCCCGCCUGUUUCUUCAAGGGUCUGCUGUUCCCUCUGCUCGCAUCAGGCACCUGCACGCUCAGGGAAGCACACAUCAUCAGUUCCGUGUUGGUGCGCGUCAGCAUCCCCGUCCUGCACUCUGCAGCCGCCAUCCACCGUCUUUGCGAAAUCGCCGCUGAGCAAAUGACCGACAACCUCGAAGCCGGCGGCGCAACAAACAUCUUCAUCCGCGUGCUGCUGGAGAAGAAAUACGCACUCCCCUACAAAGUAGUGGAUGCAGUCGUCUUCCACUUUUUGCGUUUCCGCGCCGUGGACGAAAAUGCAAUGACCAAUGCACCUCUGACCAUCAAGUCUGGCGAAAAGCUGCCGGUGCUGUGGCAUCAGUGUUUCUUGGCUUUUGCGCAGAGGUAUAGAAAUGAUAUCACCGAGGAUCAGAGAGAAGCAUUGUUGGAUUUGCUGUUGGUCAAGGGACACAAGGCCAUCGGCCCUGAGAUUAGAAGGGAAUUGUUGCAGGGAAGAGGAAGAGGUGUUUUGGCUCCCGAGGUUGCCAUGGCUGGUGUUGAUGGUGAUGACACCAUGGUCGAUAUCCAGUAG